Coccinella septempunctata (seven-spotted ladybird) is the source of this 258-nucleotide messenger RNA. Its product is annotated as THAP domain-containing protein 1-like. NCBI's taxonomy places the organism in Eukaryota, Metazoa, Arthropoda, Insecta, Coleoptera, Coccinellidae. Gene Ontology annotation, molecular function: sequence-specific DNA binding. Bases 1 to 258 code for a protein of 85 amino acids. The transcript is spliced from 2 exons. The record is from RefSeq and is a predicted model, not a curated record.
AUGUCUACAGUAAUGUGCACAUAUGUUGGAUGUUCUAAGAAAAUAUCCACCGAGAAAUCCAUCACAUAUUUCAGAUUUCCAGUGAAAGAUGAAGAACGUUGUCGAAAGUGGAUUCAGCAUUCUGGAAAUACCGAGCUUUUAGAUAUGGAUGAAAAACAAUUGAUAUACAGAAAAAUUUGCGAAGGGCAUUUCGAACAGAAUGCCUUCACUAACCAUCUCCGUCAAAGAUUGGUGAAGACAGCUGUCGCUAUACACUGA